This is a messenger RNA of Triplophysa rosa, 930 nucleotides long. RefSeq names its product olfactory receptor 146-like. Gene Ontology annotation, biological process: G protein-coupled receptor signaling pathway. Bases 1 to 930 code for a protein of 309 amino acids. Gene Ontology annotation, molecular function: olfactory receptor activity. Gene Ontology annotation, cellular component: membrane. The transcript has a single exon. The record is from RefSeq and is a predicted model, not a curated record. Lineage: Eukaryota; Metazoa; Chordata; Actinopteri; Cypriniformes; Nemacheilidae.
AUGGACAACGCUACAUUCAGAUACAGUCUACUCUUAGUAGAGGGACUGAAGAUUCCACCCCAGUCAAUCCAUCUGUCCUUUAUCAUCCUUUUGAUCACUUACAUAUUUAUAACAAUUUUCAACAUUGGGAUUGUGAUUCAGAUCUUAGUUGAAAAAAGUUUACAUGAGCCCAUGUAUAUUCUAUUCUGCCAGCUACCCAUAAAUGAUGUGAUAGGGGCAUCUCUUGUUAUACCACGCAUGCUGAAGGAUAUUUUAACAGAUCCCUCUGCACGCUACAUCACUUAUGUGGAGUGUGUUUUUCAAGCAUUUUUUAACCAUUUGUAUGGAACAACAUCUCACACUAUACUCAUAAUUAUGACCUUUGACAGAUACGUAGCCAUAUGUAAUCCAUUGAGAUAUCCAUCAAUAAUGAAUACCAGAAUGAUUGUAAAAUUAUCUCUAGGAGCCUGGGGUGUUGCAUUACUGCUGGUGGGAAUUCUGAUCGGUCUGUCUGUACGUCUGUCUCAUUGCAAAUCAGUGAUUUACAAUCACAUCUGUGACAAUGCUUCGCUGUUUAAACUGUCCUGUGAAAGUGUGGUGAUCAAUAAUGUGUAUGGAUUGACUUUUACUGUGGUUUUACUCACCUCUUCAAUGGGAAGUGUGUUUGUGACAUAUUUCAGAAUAGCAAUGAUAUGCAUCAACAGCAAAAACAAAGCAACAAAUAGCAAAGCCAUAAAAACCUGCAGCACUCACUUGACUGUUUAUUUAAUCAUGCUGAUAUCUGGACUCAUACCAAUUGUUCUUCAUCGUCUCCCAGAAAACCCUGAAGGUAGAAAAGUAGCUAGUAUACUUUUCCAUGUCAUACCUCCAUGCAUGAAUCCCGUAAUAUAUGGUUUGCAGGCCAAAGUAAUAAGACAAAAGGUUUUUAAACUUUUUACUAAUAAUAAGUAG